Molecule: messenger RNA, 1704 nt
Organism: Peronospora belbahrii
Lineage: Eukaryota; Oomycota; Peronosporomycetes; Peronosporales; Peronosporaceae
Source: the annotation of a GenBank genome assembly
AUGAACUUCAAGGACAUUCCAGAGUUGCCAAGGUCCUCUAAGACAGAUCGCCUUCAUUUUCGAAACUCAGGUAUCGUCGUAGAAGAGAUGGAGGAAGAACUUGCCUGUGGUCCCAUGGUACGCGUGAAUUUGCUGCUGUCGCUGAUGCCGUCAAAACUCGUACUGAAAGAGCUUACACAGAGUCCUCGACUGCGGGUGGCACUGGCUAAGGGUCAUAAGGUGGCCAAAAAGUACCGCAAAUGGUUGCAGACACUAGCCCUGGGCGUGAGCCACUUAGCAGAAGCAGCCAAACCUACUGUAACCAUGCAGCAUCUGAGUACCAUGACGUGGACUCAGGGUGAUCGCUGCUUCCUGUGUCUCAAGAUGUUUCGCACAUUCCGAAAACAAUAUCAUUGCCGGUUCUGUGGUGAAUCUGUCUGCGGUUCCUGCUCAAGUUUUGUCGAUAUGUCAUUGUUCAAUGUCAGCUACGAAAGUAGUGGGAGCUCGAGCAGUAUUAUAGUAGGGCGUUGCAAGCUCAAUCUACCAGCGACUGUUGAUGGCAGCGGGAGAAGUGACAAUUCAUCUCAUAACGCUUCAGUGGAUAGCACGGAGGAGUAUUUGGACAUUCGGGGAUGCAACACGUGCGCGUCCGAGUUGCAGAUGAACCUGGCCAUUCGGGACCAGUGUCAGGACGCACGUAUGCCAACCCAUUACGGCAGCAGUAAUAUCUUCUCACAACUUGCAAACGGUUGCCCAAUAAACAUGGGUAGAGAGAACAAAUUCAACCAAAGUUUUGGGUAUAGCAGCAUCAGCAGCUCGCCGCAAUCGUAUCCGGGUUUUGGCAACGACUUCGAACGGGAUGGAACGGUGUCCAGGCAGACUGGUAACUACUACCAGCAGAAUCAACAAUACGCAGGUCAAAAGAUGAGUUUAUCAUCCAUCACUAGCAGCUCAUUGUCCGGUUUUCCGAAUGAUGAGCGCGCACAACUAGCACUCGACACAUCUACUAGUUUAACAGAGGCUGUCGGCAAUGAGCGAUUGCAUAUGAGUUUUGACCGCAUACCUACCUGCGACUUGGCGUCAGACGCCUCGCUAAAUGAGUUUUUGGCUGGUAACUCGGACAUUCUGUUACUAAACGAAUCAAUGUUCCACGGUGAAUCAGCAACACAAGUACCAAGCAUGAUGGCUAUCAUCGAUGAUAGUGAAUACAUGGACCUUACGUACAACCUCACCUGCCGGCCAGCAUGCAGAAAUAUCCGUGCGAGCUAUGCCACGACUGCCGCUACAAACGAAGAAAGCAACUGCAGUCGGUUUAACUACGCAGGCAUGACACUUCAAGAAACACAAACUGCGGAACAAUAUGUUCGUGCUACCAAUGCAACAAACACUUUGCGGAUGAACGGCAGACUACCACUGACACCUCUGCAGCCUAAGCAUGACCCGGAUUAUAAGCAGAGUUCUGCAAACGUUUCACACAUGGUUUAUCGUACAACACGACAAAGACGUUUGUCUUCAUCACAGUCACACAAGUCGUCGCAUUCAUCAGAGAGCGUUCGAAGUGACCUGAUUCACUUGAACGAUCCCAUUCAAGCUCCAGUAACACAGUCCAACGGCUUUGUUGUUUUUAGUGGCAGCCGUCAGGCAGAGAAUCUCAAUCACGAAGAGAGCGACAUGAUCUUACUCAAUUCUGAGGCAGACAACAAGAAACAGAGCUUUGAGAGAUAA